Ceraceosorus guamensis is the source of this 707-nucleotide messenger RNA. RefSeq lists its product as hypothetical. The record is from RefSeq and is a predicted model, not a curated record. NCBI's taxonomy places the organism in Eukaryota, Fungi, Basidiomycota, Exobasidiomycetes, Ceraceosorales, Ceraceosoraceae. The coding region runs from base 96 to 671 and encodes 191 amino acids. The transcript is spliced from 2 exons.
CUUCUCUUCUCAACAUUGACAGGUCUGCGACGCUUCUGCCAAGUCUUUACGAUCAGUCCUACUUGCCUUGAGAUUCCCUUCGAGCCUUCGCAAAAAUGUCUCGAGGACUGCAUCUCGCUGCGAGCAUUCACAUACUCGUCAUUGCUGUUCUUCUCGGCACAAGAUCUGCCCACGCCAUGCAGACGCCCCCUACGCCGGACACGCGGGUCUCGAAAGCAAAACCCGACGCUGCUGCUGCUGCUGCUGCUGCUGCUACGCCUUCCUGGUCGUCGAUUUGGAAAAGGGCGCCACUCCUUUCGAGCCUUGCCAAAAAAGUUCUCAUCAAGCAGGAAGAAAAAGCAUCAGCGACGACGACGACUUGGCGAGGAGGUAAUUUGAGUUGCCUAGGCUGUGGCAAGACGGACUUUAGCGAUCCAGGACCUUCGCCACCUCGCAGAGGCUCGCCGGUGACGGAGUACAGCAUCAGCUCUGACAGCCUAUCGAGCUACGCUUACAAAAAAGCCGAGCAUGACAGCAUGGGCGAUCUGAAAGAGUCGGUUCGAGCGCACAAACAGGCACAAAAGCUCAAAGGAUCGACGCUCCAGUCCGAAUCUUCUGGCUUCCUCGCAGCAGCAGCAGCAGCAGCAGCAGCAGGUCCCAGGCCAAGCAAAGCAGCCAGCACGCGAUGGUAAGCGUCGAGCGCGGGGCGGCGCCUUUCAAAGACGGCU